AUGGGUAAUAAGAAGAACAAAAGAUCACAUAGAAAAUUAAAACCAUGGGCACAUCGAAAAUUUAUGAGGGAAAAAUGCGCUGCAAUGAUAAGAAGAAAAGCCACGGGCGUAACUCAGACCGAACAGCAAUCAAUCUGUACUGAUCACAAUACUACAACAAAAUUUCGACUCAAGACUAUGCAACAGACUAUGGACGCUAAGACCCCUAAACCCUAUGUAUGUGAUAGAAAUGUUGACGAGAACAAUAUUAACUUGAACACCUCGCGCAAGAAAGCUGCCGUACCGACUCGAGACCAAUCUAACAUCUCACAAGACUCCGAUGGAAUGAUCAUUCGUUCUUCAAAUACUGCCCCAGUGGAAGGUUUGGAUACCUGCUUAGUGCCUGUAAAGGUAGAACAGAUCGACAAUAAUCCUUCGACUAGUAGUACAGAAAUUAAUGAGACUCUGCGAAAGCGAAAUCUGAGUGAAAUAUUCCAAUAUGAGGUGCCAACUAAGAUAGUCAAAAUAAAGGAAGAAAACGACUAUCUCACCGUUUUCGUCGACGAAGAUAAGGAAGAUGGACAUCACGAAGAUGAAAUCGUUGCUAAUCAAUACAUAUAUGACAUAACAUUUGUUAAUCCGAUCAUUUGA
Molecule: messenger RNA, 630 nt
Organism: Arctia plantaginis
Lineage: Eukaryota; Metazoa; Arthropoda; Insecta; Lepidoptera; Erebidae
Source: the annotation of a GenBank genome assembly